Molecule: messenger RNA, 1846 nt
Organism: Cajanus cajan (pigeon pea)
Lineage: Eukaryota; Viridiplantae; Streptophyta; Magnoliopsida; Fabales; Fabaceae
Gene: GH9A4
Product: glycosyl hydrolase 9A4
Biological process (GO): carbohydrate metabolic process
Molecular function (GO): hydrolase activity, hydrolyzing O-glycosyl compounds
Source: RefSeq, a predicted model, not a curated record
UCUCUUGCAACCAUCCCCUAGUUUCAUCCUCUAAAAACCAACUCCCUCAGUUUGCAAGGAAAAAACCAAAAAAAAAACCCCAAAUCUAAGCACUUGUUGCAACUUCUUGGUUCCUUUUGGAGACAAAUCAAAACAACUUUCCAACCAUCAACCUAACCAGUUAUUUGCAUUUCUCUAUAAAUUCUCUAAUCCCGAGCCAUCUUUACAAACACCUCACUCUCUCUUUCCUCCACUUGAAGUGUGUAAAUUAGAAUCAUUGGCUUCAUCAUGGGUACUAAACUAGUAUAUUGGGCCAUCAUUGUAUUAUGGCUUACUUCAUUUGAAGAAAAUAUGUUGCUUGUUAAGGGUGGUGGUUUUAAUUACAAGGAGGCUCUCACCAAGUCCCUUAUCUUCCUAGAGGCACAACGUUCAGGGAAACUCCCUAAAAAUAAUAGGGUGCCUUGGAGAGGAGACUCAGCACUCGAUGAUGGAAAGCACGUUAAUGUGGACCUUGUUGGGGGAUACUAUGAUGCAGGGGACAAUGUGAAAUAUGGUCUCCCCAUGGCUUUCACCGUUACUACUCUAUCAUGGGCUGCAAUUUUUUACAAGUCAGAAUUCCAAGCUGCAAACGAGUUGAAUAAUAUUGAGGAUGCCAUUCGUUGGGGCACCGAUUAUUUUCUUAAAGCUAGUUCUCGACACAAGAGAUUAUAUGUGGAGGUAGGGGACCCGGAAGAUGAUCAUCAUUGUUGGGCUCCACCGGAACAUAUGAAGACAAAGAGAACGGUUAAGAGGAUUGAUAGUAAUACUCCCGGGACUGAGAUUGCAGCUGAAACUGCUGCCGCAAUGGCUGCUUCUUCCAUUGUUUUCAGGGCCAAAGAUCGUAAAUAUGCUCGUCUCCUUCUCAACAAAGCUAAAUUGCUUUUCCAUAUGGCUAAAGAACAUAAAGGAACCUACGAUGGAGAGUGCCCCUUCUACUGCUCUUAUUCCGGCUAUCAUGAUGAACUGAUGUGGGCAUCCACGUGGCUAUACAUGGCUACCAGGAAGCCUAUGUACUUGAAGUACAUAAAAGAAGACACCAUAAGUGCUAGUGUAGCAGAAUUUAGUUGGGACCUUAAAUAUGCUGGAGCUCAAAUCCUUCUCACCCAAUUAUAUUUCGAAGGUGAAAAGAAUAUGGAAACAUUCAAAAGCCACGGCGAUAGUUUCGUAUGCUCUGUCCUUCCCGAAAGUCCCUACCACCAGAUUAACUUGUCUCCUGGUGGGUUUAUUCAUUUGAGAGAUGGGGCGAACACGCAAUAUGCCACGAGCACGUCUUUCUUGUUAACUGUGUAUAGUGAUUUGCUUGCGAAACAUAAGGAGAAAGUGAGUUGUGGAGACAAAAAGUUUGGGUCGUCGCAUCUCCUUAAUUUCGCUAAGAAACAGAUGGAUUACAUACUAGGGAAAAACCCUGAAAAGAGAUCGUACAUGGUGGGAUUUGGGAAGAACCCACCAACGCAGGCUCACCACAGAGGUGCUUCGGUGCCAACGUUGAAAAAGGGAGAAGAGGUGAAUUGUGCGUUGAGCUUCGCGCAAUGGUUACAUAAAGAUCAACCAAACCCUCAUGAGCUAACUGGAGCCAUUGUGGGUGGGCCUGAUCGCUCCGACAAGUUCAACGACAAACGUUGGGACUCACCCAAGACUGAACCAUGCACCUACGUCAAUUCCCUCGCUGCUGGAGUUCUAGCCAAACUCGCAUCCUUGCCUUGAUCUUAUGUUUCAAAAUUACUUUCUAUAUUGUAAUUAGAUGCUUUCUGCAUUCACCACAUCAAAAUAAUUAGGUUGUACAUUGCAAUCAGUAAAUAGAAACAUACAUGGAUUUCACAGCGUUUUA